GCCACUGGCUGCUGGCUGGGCUGAACUGGACAGAGGGACGUGUGCCCCGCACCCCAUGACUGAGCAGGGGAGCGAGAGAAACGAAGGCGGUCCCCCACCCCACCUGCAGCCUCAGUGCCCCCGACAUGAUCCCCUAUUUCUCUGCCAACGCGGUCAUCUCCCAAAACGCCAUCAAUCAGCUCAUCAGCGAAAGUUUCCUCACUGUGAAAGGUGCAGCACUCUUCCUGCCACGGGGAAAUGGGUCCUCCACACCGAGAAUCAGUCACAGGCGCAACAAACAUGCAGGGGAUCUUCAGCAGCACCUGCAGGCCAUGUUCAUAUUGCUCCGCCCUGAAGACAACAUUAGGCUGGCGGUGAGAUUGGAGAGCACAUACCAGAACCGCACUCGCUAUAUGGUAGUGGUUUCAACCAAUGGCAGACAAGAUACUGAAGAAAGCAUUGUCCUAGGAAUGGAUUUCUCCUCUAAUGACAGUAGUACCUGUACGAUGGGCCUGGUCCUGCCUCUCUGGAGUGACACCCUUAUUCAUUUGGAUGGUGAUGGGGGGUUCAGCGUUUCAACAGAUAACAGAGUUCACAUAUUCAAACCCGUGUCCGUGCAGGCAAUGUGGUCUGCCUUGCAAAGUUUACAUAAGGCAUGUGAAGUGGCCAGAAGUCAUAACUAUUACCCAGGCAGCCUAUUCCUCACCUGGGUGAGUUACUAUGAGAGCCAUAUCAACUCUGACCAGUCCUCCGUCAACGAGUGGAAUGCCAUGCGAGACGUGCAGUCCCACCGCCCAGAUUCGCCAGCUCUCUUCACAGAUAUCCCAACUGAACGAGAACGCACAGAACGAUUAAUCAAGACCAAACUAAGGGAAAUCAUGAUGCAGAAAGACUUGGAAAACAUCACAUCCAAAGAGAUACGCACAGAAUUAGAAAUGCAGAUGGCCUGCAAUCUUAGGGAAUUCAAAGAAUUCAUAGAUAAUGAGAUGAUUGUGAUCCUUGGGCAAAUGGACAGCCCCACCCAGAUCUUUGAGCACGUGUUUCUGGGUUCAGAAUGGAAUGCCUCCAAUUUAGAAGACUUACAGAACCGAGGGGUACGAUAUAUCUUGAAUGUUACUCGAGAAAUAGAUAACUUCUUCCCAGGAGUCUUUGAGUAUCAUAACAUCCGGGUGUAUGAUGAGGAAGCCACAGAUCUACUGGCUUACUGGAAUGACACUUACAAAUUCAUCUCUAAAGCCAAGAAGCAUGGCUCUAAAUGCCUCGUGCACUGCAAGAUGGGAGUGAGCCGGUCUGCCUCCACUGUGAUUGCUUAUGCUAUGAAGGAGUAUGGCUGGAACUUGGACCGUGCCUAUGACUAUGUGAAGGAAAGGCGCACGGUCACCAAGCCCAAUCCCAGCUUCAUGAGGCAGCUGGAGGAGUACCAAGGGAUUCUGCUGGCAAGCAAACAACGGCACAAUAAGCUGUGGCGCUCUCACUCAGACAGCGACCUCUCGGACCACCAUGAGCCGAUCUGCACGGCAGGGAUGGAGUUUAACAGGAAGGAGAUCACCACUUCAGCAGACCAGAUCACAGAGGCAAAGGCCACGGAGAGCCACCCUCCGAUGCCUCCUGUCUUUGUGGAACACCGGCUCCCCCAGGAUGCAAGCACACACGAACUGGACCCAAAAGACAGGAUGAUCUGCUUAGAGUUUACAUCCAGAGAAUUUCAUACGGGACAAAUUGAGGAUGAAUUAAAUCUCAACAACAUUAACGGGUGUUCGGCGGGCUGUUGCCUGAAUGAAUCCAAAUUUCCCCUUGACAAUUGCCAUGCAUCCGAAGCCUUAAUCCAGCCAGAACACUCCUUGGAGAUAGCUCCACGGUUCCCAGACUUAACAGUGGAAGACUUGGAGACGGACGCGCUGAAGACAGAUGUCAGUGUCCACUUACUGCCCAUGGAGGAGCUGACAUCUCGCCUGAGAGACCUCCCUGUGUCUCCUGACCCAGAUUCGCCUGGUCCGCAGCCCAACGCCCAGACUGGGGCAUCAGACUUCAGUACUGACCGCAUCGAUUUUUUCAGUGCCCUUGAGAAGUUCGUGGAGCUCUCCCAGGAGACCCGACCCCGCUCCUGCUCCCACUCCAGGUCUGAGGAAGCAGGAGGGGGAAGGAAUGGAGGGGUCCGUUUGUCAGUGUUGGAAACGGCCCCUUCUGAGGCGAGCCCCGAGGGCCAGAGAAGCAGCUCCUCAAGCAACACUCCCCAUGUGUCAGGAGAGUCUUCCCUGGAUGAAGACCAGCCAAAGGAUAUCUCUGAGCUGAUUAGCCCCGAGUAUGUGAUGCAAUCCCACUCAGAAAAUGCCAUUUCAGUGAAAGAAAUUAUCACUGAAAUCGAAUCCAUCAAUCAAGGAAUCGGGCAGUGUCAGCAGAAGGUGGACAUCGUAUCCAACUCGUGCCAUACACCAAAGAGAAACACCAUCCAUGAGUUACCCCUCUUUGAGGCGACCUGGACCUCCGAGAGCAAAGCUGGCCACGUGGACCAGAAGGAGGGAGUGUGCGCGGUGCAGCCUGACCUGGCCAAGGGGGACCAGGAGGCCAUGCUGAUGGCCCCAACCCCUCUGGAAGAGCUAGAAGAAGGUGAUCUCACUGAGGAAGACCCAGAGUCCCAAGGCCCAGGCGUGAACCCGGCCCCCCCGUGGUGCCCCGGGUCUGUGAGGCGGGCCACUUUGGAGUUUGAAGAACGCCUGAGGCAGGAGCAAGAACACCACAGCGCCGCCCCUCUCGGCCCGCUGCCUGCGCGCAAGAACUCCAGGAAUGACUCUGCCGUCCUGGAGGGAACUCCAAGAGGCAAGAAUGAAGAAGCUGCUCUGGAGCCUGCCCUGAGGCCCAGGGAACGGGAAUUGAGCAAGGCUCAAACAAAAGAGGGCGGGUGGGAGGCCUCACCUCCCCAGCCUGGCCAGGCGGCUGGCACACAGGCCGCUGCGCUGCAAGCUCUCCAGCCCAACCCAGAUUUCCCAGAGGGUCCCCUAGACUUUGGAGCAAAACAAGAAAGAGCACCCAAGGAGCCCCUCGCAUCCAGGACAAAGCCUGCGGUGGACCGCCUUCCCAAAAGGAUCGAAAUCAUUGAAUACACUCCCAUGGUGACGUCCCCCGACUUAAUGUUGGACUUCGCCGCCGCCGGAAAGAGAGGAGAGACGGUGCUGAAGACCGUCAUGGUGGAGCAGUCCAUCACGGUGAUGUGUACCGUGGACGAGAACCUCAACACCACCCUGUGCCCGGAGCUGGCUUCUCUGCACCCCCAAGUGCUCCCUCUGCUUCAGCCCUCGUCACUUCAGCAUGGCGGGGCUCCCCAAGCUGCCUUCACCCCAGACAGUCCUGAGGAGGAAGACUCCGGGUCUCCUUUGGGGAGCCCUGCAGCCCGCUUCCCUUCCACUAACUUGGAUUGCCUGCACCCCCAGACUGUUCUUCAUCUCGAAGGUGUGACCCAGGAAAGCAGCACCACAGACGGCGAGCCCUGGUCCGAGCCCAGCCGCAUCCAGGCUGGUGCCAGCACUGGGGUCCCGGGGGGCGCUGACCCCCCAAGAGUGUUGAGCCACCUUGGUGAGAGCACGCUAGCCCCACCGGCCCCCCACGGGCUCUCCCACAGUUCUAGCAGUGACAGUAUAAGUGUCGGCCACAGCGUCAGGGCGGUCAAAAAGCAUUCGAGAGAAAUCGAGUCCCGCAUCCUUCGGCAGGCAGGGCUCACCAGGCCGUCCCAGAUGAAACGCUCGGCCUCGCUGGCCAGGCUGGGUCACCUGAAUCUGCACAGGGGGGGCUUCCCAGAGGUAGAGCUGGUAUCUCUGGAGGCCCCCCACCCUGGCCUGCAGCCCUUCCUCAGGACGGGCCCCUCGGAAGGCCCAGGACCCCUCUCCCAGCAGCCAGAGCCCAGCACGUAUUUUGUAGAACAGCUUAAAAUGGAGGAGUGUAUCGCUCAGAGCAGGCCCGUCGAGAGGCCUCUGGUGCAGUAUGCCAAAGAGUUCGGCUCCGCUCCGCAGUGUCUGGUUCCCCAUCCAGGACAUGAAUUGACUAGUUCUGGGGAGGGCCUUCCCUUGCUCCAGAUCCAGCAGGGACUGGAUGCUCCAGGCCCGGGCCCGGGGCGGACCGUGGCCGCUCGGCAGCCGCACGGGAGAACUCACCCCCUUCGGAGACUCCGAAAGCCCAGUGACAAAAAGCGGACAAGCAACCCCUUCUAUAAUACCAUGUGAGAGAGCCCAGCCAGGACGCUCCAAGGGAAAUGUUUGUCUGUAAAGGGCAGGUGUAAUAUGUAAGGAACAUGCACUUUAUUGGUUAAUUUUCUAUGUUUUGGUCAUUUUACUAUUGUUGGCGCAUGCAGGGUUUGGGUUUUCUGUGUGUGACUUGGACUGCGAGACCAUUUUAUCUUUAGUUUUUUGUUUUUGUUUUUUAAGAAACUCAAACAACCUCAAACAAAUUACAAAACACCUCAUUUUCUAAGAACACCAUCCAAAGCAAAUUGCUGUUUUUCAGCCGGCUACCCCUGCUUCUCAUUUCUCUAUGGAAGAAGA
Molecule: messenger RNA, 4511 nt
Organism: Gracilinanus agilis (Agile Gracile Mouse Opossum)
Lineage: Eukaryota; Metazoa; Chordata; Mammalia; Didelphimorphia; Didelphidae
Gene: SSH2
Product: slingshot protein phosphatase 2
Exons: 14
Coding region: 126-4193 (1355 amino acids)
Biological process (GO): negative regulation of actin filament polymerization; protein dephosphorylation; actin cytoskeleton organization
Cellular component (GO): cytoplasm
Molecular function (GO): protein tyrosine/serine/threonine phosphatase activity; actin binding
Source: RefSeq, a predicted model, not a curated record